Molecule: messenger RNA, 1615 nt
Organism: Dreissena polymorpha
Lineage: Eukaryota; Metazoa; Mollusca; Bivalvia; Myida; Dreissenidae
Product: stomatin-like
Exons: 9
Coding region: 300-1121 (273 amino acids)
Cellular component (GO): plasma membrane
Source: RefSeq, a predicted model, not a curated record
CAUCUUGUGUUUUCAUUGUGGUUAUAAGUGUUGGACUAUAAAUCUAUCUCAACUACAGGGAAAGCAGCUAUUGAGAGUUAAACAAUACUAGAAACAUCAGCAGCAGCAGCAACAACAACAAUAAUAAGACUGGUUGCGGUCAACCAAAAGGGUCACAAUACACGCCCCUCUGGCUGGGCCUUGUAAAAUAUCGCACUGCAGAUACACCAGGGGUGGGGGGAGGAGGGGGCUGGAAGUUAGAAUGGUAUAGGGAUGACUAAACCUUCAAAAUUUCGGUCUCGCCGCUGCCUUUGGUUGACAUGGACAGUAAUUCCAGAGGUAAAGAAGGGCGGGAGGAGCCGGAAGCGGAACUGGGCUGUUGCGGCUACGUGCUGACGGGUGUUUCCAUCUUCAUCCUCAUCAUCUUCUUCCCUUUCUCCCUCAUCUGUUCACUAAAGAUCGUGCAGGAGUACGAGCGAGCUGUCAUCUUCCGGUUGGGUCGGGUCCUUUCCGGGGGAGCCAAAGGACCAGGUCUGUUUUUCCUGAUGCCCUGCGUUGACACGUGUAGGUGUGUCGACAUGAGGACCUUCUCCUAUGAUAUUCCACCACAAGAGAUUCUGUCACGUGAUUCGGUGACGGUGUCGGUUGACGCGGUUAUAUACGCGAGGAUCUUUGACGCCGUGAUAUCGAUUUGCAACGUGGAGAACGUGCACUCGUCGACGCGCCUCCUGGCGGCAACGACGCUCCGGAACGUGCUGGGAACCAAACAACUCUCGGAGAUUCUCACGGACCGCGAGAUUAUCGCGCAGCAGAUGCAAACCAUCCUGGACCACGCCACGGACCCCUGGGGAGUGAAGGUGGAGAGAGUGGAAGUGAAGGAUGUCCGACUUCCGGUUCAGAUGCAGAGGGCCAUGGCGGCGGAAGCUGAAGCCACUAGGGACGCGAGGGCCAAGGUGAUCUUGGCGGACGGAGAAAUGAAGGCCUCCCGAUCACUGAAGGAAGCCGCCGACAUCAUGAGCCAGUCGCCUUGCGCCAUGCAGAUCCGGUACCUGCAGACGCUCAACUCGAUCGCCGCCGAGAAGAACUCGACCAUCAUUUUCCCGCUGCCCAUCGAUUUGCUAAGCGGACUGAUGAAGAAAUAAUCGCGCGUGCGCGAACGAAAUGAUUUUGAAGAAGAAACAAUAUAUUUUACAUGUUCUUUAAUGCAAUUCAAUAUGCUUGGCUGACUGAUGAAGAAAUAACACUGGAUGUAGCGCCUAUGAAAUGUCAAUACGUAUUACCCUGACAUCAAUUAUGACUACUGCUACAAUAUGAACAGCAACAAGUGAACAAAACAAAUGGAUAUGAUGUAAAAGAAAUAAAUGCGUGUUUACGAUAUCGAUUUUUACCACAAGCGCACAAGAGUUAAGAAACAAAUUACUUUAUCAAAAAACAGUCCGUGAAGAAAGUUCAUUUCGCUUUUAUUAAUAUAUAUUUGUUUAUAUGUACUUGUCCGUUUUUAUAAGUGCUUAUUUUUUUUCUCCAGUUCUUUCUUAAAGAACCCAUUUUAUGACAUAGUUAUGUAUUUCCUUACACGUGUCCUAGCGUUCAAUAUAUAACCACAAGUUAAUAGCUUCAAUAAAUAUUAGAAAUUCUG